AAGCCGAGAGCCCUUUCGGCUGCCCACGUCCCCACUCCUCCCACCUUUUUUAACCUUUCUCCUCUCUCUCUCUCUCUCUCUCCCCCCUCACCAUCGCGGCGGCCGCCACCACUACGCGCAGCAACCGGCAGCAGCAGCAGAGGAGGAGGCCAGGGCAACCCGCAACCCCAAACCCUACUCCCGCCGCGCCACCGCCAUGGCCGACCCAGCGGAGCACCGUGAGGAGGAGGAGGAGGCCGCGGCGGCGGCGGCGGGCGAGGACGAGGACACCGGCGCCCAGGUCGCGCCCAUCGUCAAGCUCGAGGAGGUCGCCGUCACCACCGGCGAGGAGGACGAGGAGGUCCUCCUCGACAUGAAGUCGAAGCUGUACCGCUUCGACAAGGAGGGGAACCAAUGGAAGGAGAGAGGCACCGGCACGGUGAAGCUGCUGAAGCACAAGGAGACCGGCAAGGUCCGUCUCGUCAUGCGCCAGGCUAAGACGCUCAAGAUCUGCGCCAAUCACCUCGUGGCGACGACCACGAAGAUGCAGGAGCACGCCGGCAGCGACAAGUCGUGCGUGUGGCACGCGCUGGACUUCGCCGACGGCGAGCUCAAGGAGGAAAUGUUCGCCAUACGCUUUGGAUCCGUCGAGAACUGCAAGAAGUUCAGGGAGAUGGUAGAAGAGAUUGCUGAGCAGCAAGGAAAGAACGAGGAGAAAGAAAAUGAGGAAGUCUCCUCUACUGCAGGGUUGGUUGAGAAGCUUUCAGUGACCGAGACAAAAAAGGAGGAAAAUGCAGAGAAAGAGGAGACUCCUGCAGAAGAGGAUAAGAAGGACGCUAAAGAGUGAAAGCACCCGCAACCUCUAGGCAGCUUUGAUAUGCCUGAAGCGAGUGAAGUGUUAAAUGAGCGUCAUUUCAUUCAUUUUGUGGUCAAAGUUCUUCCUUUCACAAAUUUUCAUUGUGUUUUCUUUUGGAUGAAUGUUUGUGCUAGGCAAAAUUUGAGUUGUAUCAGUCGGGUUCUUGGUUACUACACUGUUACUUAAACCUUGAGUUGUUUAUCCGAGAUGGGGUGGCGGAGUGGGGGCACAGCAUGUUUGUACAAUUAUUUGAAGUUGCUUUUGGAAUGGGCACGGUUUGGGUUGUCCAAAAUUUGGACGGUGAUGCCCUGUCACUCACAA
Molecule: messenger RNA, 1156 nt
Organism: Oryza sativa Japonica Group (Japanese rice)
Lineage: Eukaryota; Viridiplantae; Streptophyta; Magnoliopsida; Poales; Poaceae
Product: ran-binding protein 1 homolog a
Biological process (GO): nucleocytoplasmic transport
Cellular component (GO): nuclear pore; cytoplasm
Molecular function (GO): GTPase activator activity
Source: RefSeq, a predicted model, not a curated record